AUGGAGGCCCCACCCUCAGAACCACGUCUAAACCUAAUGACCCCCGAAGGCCCCACCCCUAAAUGCCAUCACACCAGGGGUUCGGGUUUUAACAUACGGAUGUUGUGGCGGGGGGACACAAACAUUCGAUCCAUAACACUGGAAUCCACUUGGAUGCUUUUUCUGUCCAGAUGGUUGCAGAGCUGGAGUGGUCCCAGGAGUAAGGACAGACCCACUUGGGUGCUCCCUGCUCAGCCCCCUCCCUUUCACCCCACCCCUGAGAUCACAGCUGUCAGUCCCCUGGGUGCAUGUAAAUCCCAGGCUCAGGCAUCUGGAGCACUGGGUCCCGACCAGAGAGCUUCUUCCCCAAGAAUCUGUGUCCCUGGCUUGACUUGUUCAGUCACUCAGUCGUGUCAGACUCCUUGGGAUCCCAUAGACUGCAGCACGCCAGGCUUCCCUGUCCUUCCCCAUCUCCCAGACCUUGCUCAAACUCAUGUCCAUUAA
Messenger RNA from Rangifer tarandus platyrhynchus (Svalbard reindeer), 483 nucleotides. Lineage: Eukaryota; Metazoa; Chordata; Mammalia; Artiodactyla; Cervidae. The record is from the annotation of a GenBank genome assembly.